CUUUGUUCUCCUUGAGUAGACUGAAGGGAUUCUUUUUCAAAAUACCGUUGAAAAAUCACACUGCCCUGAGGAGGUUUUCCACAUCCUGUGUGGGGCCUCCUUGCUGGGCAGAGGGUUCCACUGCUUGGCUGACCUAACCCUUUGUUACUCAGGAAUUUUGUCAUUCAGACACCUCCUUGGUCCUACCCUGGAUAACAGGAUUGUUUGUUACGGGGCAGACAGCUCCCGUAAGUGAAGAGGAUAUCGGCGUAUUUGAUUCUAGCAGGACUAAGCCCAGGGUUGAGAAUCCACCUAUUCACAAAGAGAAGGAAGCUUCUCUUGUGGAUCCUGUGUUCUGUGUGGGCAUUGUCCCAAGGUAUCAACCAGCUCAGGAUGUAGUUAGGGAGCCAAAAGCAGGAGAGGUGAUUUCCAUGGAAAACAAGGAAAAUUAGCAAAACCUAUAGACCCUCUACUGAAUAAUGUUGUGUUUAGGUUACUCGGUUUAGUAAGUUUGUCUGCUUCCCUUCACACACAGGCUCCACCCCCGACCCUACCCUCACGCAGACAGAGCGGGCAAAACAAACCAACCCCACAGAAAACAAAAGUCCGAAGUUGUCAGAUUUGGUGUAGGUUUCCCCGGCAAGAACAUCCCGCAAGAUGGCAGAGGAGAGCAGCAGUACCAGCGACUGCGUGUCCUUCAGCGUGCUCACCUGGGACCAGGUGAGCCGGCUGCAUGAGGUCCUGACCGAGGUCGUACCCGUCCACGGGCGAGGCAACUUCCCCACCUUGGAGAUCACGCUGAAGGACAUCGUGCAGACGGUCCGCGGCCGGCUGGAGGAGGCGGGCAUCAAAGUGCAGGACGUCCGGCUGAACGGCUCUGCGGCCGGCCACGUCUUGGUCAAAGACAACGGGUUGGGUUGCAAAGACCUGGACCUCAUCUUUCACGUGGCUCUGCCCACAGAGGCCGAGUUUCAACUGGUCAGGGAUGUGGUUCUGUGCUCCCUCCUGAACUUCCUGCCAGAGGGCGUGAACAAGCUCAAGAUCAGUCCAGUUACUCUGAAGGAGGCGUACGUCCAGAAGCUGGUGAAGGUGUGCACGGACACUGACCGCUGGAGUCUGAUCUCCCUCUCCAACAAGAACGGGCGGAACGUGGAGCUGAAAUUUGUGGAUUCCAUCCGGCGUCAGUUCGAGUUCAGUGUGGACUCUUUCCAGAUCAUCCUGGACUCCCUGCUCUUCUUCUAUGACUGCUCCAGCCACCCCCUCUCCGAGCACCUGCACCCCACUGUCAUCGGGGAGAGCGUGUACGGGGACUUCGGGGAAGCCUUGGACCACCUGCAGAACAGACUCAUCGCCACCAAGAACCCCGAGGAGAUCCGGGGCGGGGGGCUGCUCAAGUACAGCAACCUCCUGGUGCGGGACUUCAGGCCCACCGACCAGGACGAGAUCAAGAGCCUGGAGCGCUACAUGUGUUCCCGGUUCUUCAUCGACUUCCCCGACAUCCUCGAGCAGCAGAGGAAGCUGGAGACCUACCUGCAGAACCACUUCGCUGAGGAGGAGAGGAGCAAGUACGACUACCUCAUGACCCUGCGCAGGGUGGUGAACGAGAGCACCGUGUGCCUCAUGGGCCACGAGCGCAGGCAGACCCUGAACCUCAUCUCCCUGCUGGCCCUGCGCGUGCUGGCCGAGCAGAACAUCAUCCCCAAUGCCACCACCGUCACCUGUUACUACCAGCCCGCGCCGUAUGUCAGUGACGGCAACUUCAACAAUUACUACGUGGCCCACCCUCCGGUCACCUACAGCCAGCCCUACCCCACCUGGCUGCCCUGUAACUAACCUUGAGACCCGAGGGUUUCCACAGGGGGAACCCCCGUAGGGCGAGGGCUCUCAGGUAGGGGAGCCUCCUUCUAGAUGCAAGUGUUUGGCUUUUAAAGGGGAACUCAGCUCUGAUUCUGCUUUUUUUUUUUUUUUUUUCUUUGUGUGCCCAUUGGAAUGGGUCUCCAGUAUAUCAUGAGCCAACCCUAAAGGGACCUGUUAUUCCAGUGCCACUUUGGAAAGUGCUAUAGGAACUAUGACCUAUCCACAUCUUUCCAAGACAGACACUAACGUGCCGUGUUCCAGACAUCGGCACAGGAACGUCUGAGCUCCAUGCGGUCGUUGAGAUUGGGAAACACGUGGGCAGUGUAGAAGUCUCCAGCUGCUGGGCUUCUCACUGGAGCCUAGGGUAGGGGAUGUCGGCCCUCACUUGGAAUUCUCAGCACUUACGUGAAAGUUGUGCGGAUGGUCUAUUUUCUUGUGUCAAUUUUAGUACCGCAGAAAAUGGUAAACAUGAGGGUGCUCUUGUGGCUUCAUUUUUGUUCAAGGGACUGAACUGCUUAUGUUUAUUCUCUGUCAACAGAGCUGAGGAUUUCUCUCCACAAUAAACCAAAGCCGAUAGCUGGAGAAUUACCAUCUGGUUGGAAGUGGUUUAUGGUUUAGAUGCUGUGCUAUCACGAGGAAUUGUGAGAUAUUGCUGAGAAAAAAAAAAAAAAGACCUUUUCUUGAAAUGUAACUUGAAAACAAAAUAAACUGUGCAACAUAAUGUUCAGUAGAAUUGUGGUGGGGGAUUGUAAAUAGGAAACGUGAAUGUUCAAUUUUUCUUUUCUUUAAAGUGAGGAAUUCUUAUUGAAUGACACUUUUUUGUUUCCCUCAUCAGCUCAUCACUUUUGUUUUGCUCUUCCCAAGACUAAGGAUUGUGCCGAGUCUAGAGUCAUUGCCGUAACUGAUGUGAGGGUCUUCCCAUGUUUUAAUCGGAAACCCAUUUUGGUCACAUUCCAAGUAUGACUGGCUGUUUUUUCUGGCGUACUUUGGCUGAUUUCUGUUUUUGUUUUUUUCAAAAAUAGUGGUUUCCUUCUCCAGGCUUUUUGGACAGCAAACAAAUCCAGGGAUUUCAGUAGAUCCGAGUGACCUGUGGAAUGGUCCACGCCUGCGGGCAGAGUUCUCUGGUUUAAAAUUGCUUUCGAUUCGCACCUGCUGUCCCUGUGCUGUGUGUGAGGUGGGCGCUCCUUCCAUCAGUGGGGCCUCGUGUGUGUCCGAGCCCCCAAGGCAUCCUCCAGAGGAUUCCUUCUGGCGUAUUUGGGAAGAAUUGAGAGAAUGAAGAAGAAUAAUCUUCCUUACUCUGGUAGAUUGACCAUACUUGUUUAUAUGCUGCACUUUAGAAGGCAAACAGUGUUAAUCUGUAGUCUGAAGCAAGCUUAGCAAAUGGGAGAGCUCUAGGCUACUGUUGCUUUCCCAGUAGGGUAAGGGACUUUGCGUUUCGAAGCUUUUUGUGGGAUCUCUUAGAAAGCAUCACUUUAGGGUAUCAAGGGCAAAGAAACUCCAUAUUGCCAGCCAGCUUAGUUUCUUGAGUGAUUUAAUUAAAUCCAUGCGCCUGAUUUUUACUUUCUCCUGUGGCCAUAAAAAUCCCAAGCCCUGAGUGAUUGCUUUCUCCUUGCUUGAAGCGAUGAAGUUACCUUAAUGCUUAGUAGAAAAGGAGUGGUGUACCUUUUUCUGAAGAUUAUAUUUUCAGGGUUUUUUUCUGGAAUACGUUGUCUUGGUCCUCUUGAAAGCAGAUCGGGCAUGACUGAAACCCGAGGCUAGGUUGGCAUCCAUGUUGUGGACUCGUUGAAUAGAAGUCACUUCUUAGUGUAACCAGCUUCUAUUUCCCUGUGAACCAGUAGUUAUAUUUGAAUUCACUGGCUUUGAGUCAAGGCUGGUUCUACAUUGAGGCAGGCCCUGGGGUGCUUCAGUGUUAAAAAGGGCAGUGAAGAGUGAGCCCCAACUUUAAAAACUCUGUGGUCAUCCAUGACCUUAAAAGGCUGCCAUUGUGGUCAAAUGGCAACAUGUUUGCACAAAGAUGACAGGUCUGUUUAACCAAAGCUCUGAAAUAUGACAAAGCCACCAGCAUAAGCACUUGCUCACAGAAGUCAGUAUUGCUUCUACUAAGAAGGCUUGCGGAUCAGGGUAACCAGGGUCCGGAUGAAGGUGGGAUCAGAACUGCAUCAAGUAAUUGAAUUUCCAGUUUGUCCUUGGAGUUCUUUCUGCUUGAUAUCUUUUUCCUGUCUGGUACUAGUCCUCCUUUAAGGAUGAAGGGAGGCACAGAAGUUGCUAGAAAUCCCCAGCCCCCCAGUUAUUUACCACCAUCGCACGGUGGCCAGCUCGAUAGACUCCCUUCACCUGAAGUUCUUAGUCAGCCCAGGUGUUUUGAAGUUUGAGAGUAGACCUGUGUUCUAGAACCAUCAGGGUAAAAAGCUGCACUCAUCCAAAGCUGCACUUUUAAAUACCACCCUGGUCUAGUGGUGUCUCCAUCUGCUCUAUGAGCCUCUCGCCUGCCUCAGAACAGGUAACCUUGAAUUUCAGGUGUCUGGAAAUUCUAGCUGGAACCUGCCUUUUGUGCUGCUCGCACAAGCACCAGGUACUCUGAACUUGUACUGAGUCCAGUGGUUCCUCUUCUUUGUGUGUUGAGUAAUAUGAAACUUGGCAGUGGCAAAGGGCACUAAAGUUCAAGUGCAAGUUCUAAUAUAAAUGUAAGCAGCCUCAUUUGCUUCAGGGCUCUGAGCAGUUUUCUGAUGCUUUCUGCAGGCAUGCAGUUUGUUACCCCAGCCUGCUUCUUGGAACCAGGUUGAGCAGCUGUGAGAUGAAAGCUGUACCUUUUCCCUCAUGUGUUGGCAGAAGAGGACACACUAAAUUCCUGGCCUCGAGCUUCAUUUCACCUUUAAAUCUUACCUGGGCAGUGAGACACUAUUCCUCACUCAAAAACUUCAACUCUGAAACUAAACUACAUCACUGACACCUUCAAAUCAGGGUUCCUGCUGACUGCACAUGGGAGGUGGCAGGGCUCACAGCUGGGAGGACCUCGCAGGUGGGGAGAGGCGGGUAGGAAAGAUGCUGGGUUCCUGGUGUGUGUGGUAACAGAUGUGGUUUGGUGUUCAAGGGUUUGUUGUUGUUUUUUUCCCCCAGUUUGAUAUUCUUCCCCCCUGGGGAUUUGAGUCACAGAGAACUGUGUGUGAACGUGUGUUUUGUGGUGAUGCAAUAAUAAUGAAAUUGCUAAAGCCCCGAAUCUGCUUGUCCUUCAGCCUCUCUGCUAGCACUAGCCCCUUACCUUCAUGGUAGAUUAGGAUUUUAACCUAGUACUGCUUUGUUAACUUUGAAAAAUGGUGCCACUCGAAAGCAACUUCCUAACUUUAGGAAUACCUCCUUUUUAGUUAACUUUCUGGUACCAGUGCCUUGUUUUAGGAUGCAGCUAGACUCUGAGCUCCAAUGUCCUCUUCCAGAGAAUAAAUGAUAGUUAUCUAGUUGUGAGCAGAGAGCAGAGAUCCUAAUGCUCCUUGGGGCCAUGGCUUCCCGCGUAUCUGAUGGUCUCCACACUAGGGAAGAACCCUUGGGGUAGAUUCUGUGAGGUGAAAGAACAUCCAGUUGCCAAGGUUAGAUUCGAUUUUUAAUCUGGCAGAGACCAGAAUGUCACAGCUGACUUUGGAACAUACUCCAGUUCGGCCAGUUCCAUUCAGAGGACCAAGGGAGGGGUGUGUAGCUGGGGAUGUAUUUAAAAAGACCUGGCAAGUUUUCAGGAUUAUUUGUGGAGACUUCCAAAGUGAAGAUCAGGAAAGAAAAUGCUUUCUUCUGAGUUCAAGUUCUAAAUCUUGUUUACCUAUCACUUAAAGAAUAGUUUAAGUGGAAGCAAAAGAAAAUGCUUGGAGUUUUGCCUGGGCUAGUGAGGGGUGGUGCAAAUUGUCAUGUGUGUUUGCAUAGGAAGGUGAGAAGACCAUCCGCUAAAGAGGAAGUCGUUAAAUAAUAUGGAUCUGUGGGUGUUUUAAAACUCAAGCAAUCUGGUCUUUUUUUUUUCAUGAAUUAAAAAAAAAAAAUCACUGCUUUAGGAAAAUUAACUUGUUAUCCAUUAAUUUCCAACUUACUAUAGAUGAAAAGAUACAAAUUAGACUAAAUUGGAAGCUUUUUUGUUAUUCUAUAUUUGCAUAGCCUUUCAAAUAUUAAUUUCCUAGGAUAUGUGAGGUUUCCUCUUUGGUGUAACGGCCACUGACCUUCUUAUGGGAUGCAGGUGAAAUCACUUGUCAAUGCAAAAUGUGUUAGAACCUGAUGAAAUAAAGCUUUGAGUUUGAGAAAUAAAG
Messenger RNA from Physeter macrocephalus (sperm whale), 6116 nucleotides. RefSeq names its product terminal nucleotidyltransferase 5C (gene TENT5C). Gene Ontology annotation, molecular function: poly(A) RNA polymerase activity; RNA binding. The record is from RefSeq and is a predicted model, not a curated record. The transcript has 2 exons. Gene Ontology annotation, biological process: mRNA stabilization. NCBI's taxonomy places the organism in Eukaryota, Metazoa, Chordata, Mammalia, Artiodactyla, Physeteridae. The coding region runs from base 637 to 1812 and encodes 391 amino acids.